Molecule: messenger RNA, 3697 nt
Organism: Porites evermanni
Lineage: Eukaryota; Metazoa; Cnidaria; Anthozoa; Scleractinia; Poritidae
Source: the annotation of a GenBank genome assembly
GGUUUAACAGAUACCACUACAUAUAUUUGUGACUUUCAUCGAGAACAGUGCUGGGAAAGAUGGCUACGAAAGUCUGAAAAUGGGUUGACUGACAGCAGGGAAGAGGUCCUAACAUUGCUUCGCAACGUGGCAAAAUCACCAACAAAAGAGUCAUUUGAAAAAAAUUUGUCUUCCCUUAAGGAGAGUGCAGUUUGGCUGGCUAAUCCCAAGCUCAGGAAUUGGUUUGAAAAAACAUGGCUUGUAGAGUCUAAGGUAAGAAUUGAAAUAAAGCACACAGCACACAGUUUUAUACUUGUCUGCAAUAGACUCCUUCCCGUAACUCCCAAUCUGGAGGACAAAACAAUGGUUGUUCUCUCUUCUGAGAGAAAAAACCUUUUCAAAUGCAAGGCAAUCUUAUUCUUUUGCCCUCCAAAUUGGGAAUAAACUGAAAGGGGUCUAGAAGUACAUUGCAUGCAAUAUACACAGUUGAACCCCUAUCCAGCUAAAUGCAUUGACACUGAAAUAAAUUUAUUAUUAUUAUUAUUAGAGCUGUAUUAUUUUAAAAAAAUUAUUAUUAUAAUUACUAAUUAUUAACUGGUCACCUAUUAAGCGGCCAACCCGUAUUACUCGCCCAGUAAUCAAAGCUCCCAUGAGGGGUUUUUUAAAUUGUUUUUUACCUCUAUUUAAGCGGCCACUAUCCAUUUCCCCAAGGGUGGCUGCUUAUUAGGGUUCGAACUGUAUAAGAACGAAAGCUUGCCUCUGCACGCCCAUGUCCUCCUUUGCCUGACAUACAGGUAAAUAACACGCCUGUCUAACAUAUUUGUGUAAAUAAUAAAUGUUGAUGAAGUGAGCUGUUAGCAUGCAGCAAGGACCAGUUCACUUAAAAGUUUAAAUUCUCUGUAAUUUGCUUUUUAUUACAGCGAUGGGUGUGGGCAUUCAGACAGGACCGAUUCAUGUUGAGUAUCAACACUAACAACGGCAUUGAAAGGCAGAAUGAGUCCUUGAAAUACCAGUACCUGAAGGAUCGAAAUAACAACAGCCUCAGUGGAAUGGUUACGACACUAAUCGAGGAAUUUCUACCCGACAAAUACAGAAGGUACAGUACAUCCCACAUUCAAAAAUUCAAAUGCUUAAAGUUAAAGUAGGGAUUAAUGCAAAAAUUCUACAACAUAUGCAACUCAAAUAUCACUGCAUAAUUAUUAACAAUUUAUUAAGACGCUGCUUUUUUCCCAGGUAUGUGGAGCUUAACACAAGGUGCAGUGAAGGAUACAGGCGCUACAGCUCAGAUGUGCCAAAAUACUUGCACAAUAAACCAAGACCAUUUGUGAACCACUGCAGGCAGCGCAUAAUAUCUGCUGUUGAAGUAGAACCCCAGCAUAUCAAGGAGGUUUGUAAUGGCAUAGAAGAUGGUCAGUUCCAAGUGCAAUCACAGUCAAGCAACACAUGGUACAGCCUGUCUUUUGGUGCUGGGGAUGUCAUGCCACGAUGUAGCUGUCCUGAUUUUUGCCACACGGGGCUCCUAUGCAAGCAUUUUUUUGCAAUUUUCGACCAUUACCCAAAAUGGCAGUGGGGUUCAUUGCCAGAAAAAUAUCGUGAAAACCCCCAUCUCUCACUAGACAGGGAGCAUGUGUUUGCUGAUUUCACUAAGUAUAAAAGUGGUGAAGAAAAUCACAACAUUCAGAUUGGUCAAGACGUACCAGGAAAUCAGCAAGAUGGCCAAGCAGGUGUCCCAAACCAGAAAGUGAAAGGCAUUGAAAGUCAAAUCAGGCAAGAGGCAGUAACAUGUAGGGAGAAGCUUAAAGGGCUAACAUCAUUGACAUAUAACAUUGAAGAUGUAAGUGCCCUCAAAGAACUCAACAGUUCCCUUGAAAUGUUACUAAUUAAGUUCACAACCUUUCAAACAACUGACGAAAAGGAAAACUCGUUACAAAUGCAAACGUUGAUUAAAAAACAAUCUGGCAAGAAACAACUCAAAUCAUCUUUUGGAAAUUACCUGCCACUACCUGUGCGCCCCAAGAAAAAAAGGUUUCACAACAGAGUUGGAGAAUUUGCAUCCAUGAUGCAAAAACACUAUAAAGUGCAAAUCCCGGUUGAUGGAGUGUCAGUCAAGACAUCCAAAACAAAAAGUUCUCUCAAAAGAAAGAAAGAAUUGCACAAAGAAUCCAAACAUCCUUCUCCAGCAAAGAAACAACGCACAGAAGAACAGAACCACCUUGUCCAAAAUGAAACUAAAACAAGCAAUGAUCCAUCUGCUGCUCAGGAGAGAACUGAUACCUCUCCAACUAACACUCAACACCCAAAUUCAGAAGACCAACCUUUGCAAAAAGAAAUAUUCUCAUCGGCAGUCAGCAACAGUCAAUCAUCAACAGUCAGCAACAGUCCAUCAUCAGCAGUCAGCAACAGUCCAUCAACAACAGUCAGCAACAGUCCAUCAUCAGCAGUCAGUAACAGUCCAUCAUCAACAGUCAGCAACAGUCCAUCAUCGGCAGUUGGCAACAGUCCAUCAUCAAAAGUCAGCAACAGUUCAUCAUCAGUAGUCAGCAACAGUCCAUCAUCAGCAGUUGGCAACAGUCCAUCAUCAAAAGUCAGCAACAGUCCAUCAUCAGCAGUUGGCAACAGUCCAUCAUCAAAAGUCAGCAACAGUCCAUCAUCAGCAGUUGGGAACAUUCCAUCAUCAAAAGUCAGCAACAGUCCAUCAUCAGCAGUCAGCAACAGUCCAUCAUCAACAGUCAGCAACAGUCCAUCAUCGGCAGUCAGCAACAGUCCAUCAUCAGCAGUCAGCAACAGUCCAUCAUCAGCAGUCAGCAACAGUCCAUCAUCAGCUGUCAGCAAUGGUCAAUUUGGUGACUCAAGUACUCCUUCAAGCAAAUCUACUCCAGGACCUAUUCUAAUUGACGAAAAUUCUCCUGAUCCUCCAUCAUGGUUGACAAUAGAAAAUUGUGACCCUGAGGAUCCAAAUUACAAACUUAAUCUGUAUAUAGAAAACAAGACAAGAAUUUUACAGAAGACCACCUGGCUCUCUGAUUCUGAGAUCCAUGCAGGGCAAAUGCUACUCAAGAGGGAUUAUCCCUUCAUGGACGGGCUAUGUGAUCCAGCAAUAAAAGGGUCCCUUGUUGUCCCUGCAACAUCAGAGUUCAUUCAGAUCAUCAAUACUGGGAACCACUGGGUGUGUCUAAGUACAAUUUCAACAACAUCCAGUCCCGACACUGUCAAGAUUUUCGAUAGCCUUUAUCAGAAUACUAAUUCAACAGCAGUAGAGCAUGCCUGUCGCAUGUUGAUGUAUCCUGGAGACAAAGUCACUUUUAUCAAUGAGAAAGUCCAGCGACAAGUUGGAGGUAGUGACUGUGGUCUGUUUUCGCUGGCAUUUGCAACUGAUUUGUGUCAUGGUAUAGAUCCCACAAAUCAGAAUUAUAACCAAGGAUCUAUGCGACAGCAUUAUGUCAACUGCAUAGAAAAUGGAGCCAUGUCACCAUUCCCCAAAACUGAAAAGAGAGUGCCACGUCACUUGGGCAGUAUCAAGUCAUCUGUUGCUAUUUACUGUGUGUGUAGACUACCAUAUGACAGAGAAGAAUAUGUUCAGUGCAGCAAUGGAAAAUGCAAAAAAUGGUAUCAUCCCACUUGUGUGAAAAUACCAGCCUGGGCAAUAAACAGCAAUCGUAAGUGGAGAUGCAACAAAUGCAAAGACGAUGCAAAAGUUACAUCUUCCUCAAGAAAUUAA